CUGUGUUGUUGAGUUCCAUUACCAUCCAUGGAGUUUCAUCUUCAACCUCACGUCGUGGUGCUGCCAUACCCAUCACAGGGCCACAUUAACCCCAUGAUCAACCUCUCCAACAUCCUCGUUUCUCAAAACUCCGACAUCCUCGUCACCUUUCUCGUUACUCACCACUGCUUUUCCCGGAUCACCUCCAACGCUAAACCCCACAACAUAACCUUCGCCGCCCUCCCUGAUCUUCAUCCCUCCGCCGACACCUUCGAAGCCACCAUCCACGCCGUGAUGACGCAGAUGGAAGGGCCGCUCCAAAGCCUCCUCGACCGCCUUCACCCACCGCCCACGCUCCUCAUCUGCGACGCGUUUCUCUCGUGGGCUGUCGCCCUGGCCAACCGCAGGAAAAUUCCGGUGGCCGCGUUCUGGACGACGUCCACGGCGGAGCUGUGGUUGCAGUAUUUCCAUCUUUUCCAACGGAACCAACUCUGUCGUCAAACGAAGUUAGAUUAUAUUCCAUCAACCUAUUGGAUAGAUGGAUCAGAUUAUCCUCUUCUGAAUGGGAAGAACAGUAAAAUUCUGCAAUGGGCAUUGAAAAGCUGUGAAUGGCUUCCAAAAGCACAGUACCUUCUACUGCCUUCAAUCUAUGAGUUAGAAUCCAAAGUGGUGGAUGCCUUCAAAGCAAACCUCUCAAUUCCAAUUUACACCAUUGGUCCAAAUAUACCAUAUUCAAGUGUUGCUGAGAAUUCACGAAACCCUAAUAACAAUGGCUACAUGGAAUGGCUAGAUAGGCAACCCCCAAAUUCAGUUUUGUACAUUUCACAUGGAAGUUAUCUUUCAAUCUCAAGUGCUCAAAUGGAGGAAAUUGCCAUUGCAUUGCAUGAUGGGAAUGUGAGGUUCAUGUGGGUGACAAGAGAGGAGAGUCCAAAGUUGAGAGAGAUUUGUAAUGAGAAGAAGAUGGGGUUGGUUGUGGCAUGGUGUGAUCAACUGAGGGUGUUGUUGCACCAUGCUGUGGCUGGUUAUUGGACUCAUUGUGGCUGGAAUUCAGUCAUGGAAGGGAUCUUUUCUGGGCUGCCAUUUUUGACCUUUCCAAUUGCCUUGGAUCAGCCAUUGAUCAGUAGACUCAUUGUUCAGUAUUGGAAGGUUGGUUGGAGAGUGAAGAAGGAUGAGAACAUGGAGGAUUUGGUGACAAGAGAUGUCAUUGUUGUGUUGCUGAGGAAGUUCAUGGAUUUGCAGAGUGAUGUUGGGAGUGAAAUCAGGAGAAGAGCCAAGGAGCUUCAACGUAUGGUUCAGCUUGCAAUUUCUGAGAAUGGCUCCUCUCAUACUAAUAUCAGAACCUUUCUCGACAACAUAGUUCAAACUGGAGCAAAAAGACUUGAUUGA
Messenger RNA from Vigna angularis (adzuki bean), 1365 nucleotides. Its product is annotated as UDP-glycosyltransferase 87A1. Lineage: Eukaryota; Viridiplantae; Streptophyta; Magnoliopsida; Fabales; Fabaceae. Gene Ontology annotation, molecular function: UDP-glycosyltransferase activity. The transcript is spliced from 2 exons. The record is from RefSeq and is a predicted model, not a curated record. The coding region runs from base 28 to 1365 and encodes 445 amino acids.